Messenger RNA from Nycticebus coucang (slow loris), 2586 nucleotides. RefSeq names its product monofunctional C1-tetrahydrofolate synthase, mitochondrial-like. NCBI's taxonomy places the organism in Eukaryota, Metazoa, Chordata, Mammalia, Primates, Lorisidae. The record is from RefSeq and is a predicted model, not a curated record. Gene Ontology annotation, cellular component: cytosol; mitochondrion. Gene Ontology annotation, molecular function: methylenetetrahydrofolate dehydrogenase (NADP+) activity; formate-tetrahydrofolate ligase activity; ATP binding. Gene Ontology annotation, biological process: tetrahydrofolate interconversion.
AUGGUAGUAGACAAAAUACCAGAGAAAAAGAAGAUAUUCAGCAGGAUUAUAGAUGAAAUCUUGAAGAUUAAUGAAGAUAUCAGAGUACAUGGCCUUGCUCUUCAGAUCUCAUAAAACUCAUUUAGCAACAAAGUCCUCAAUGCCUUGAAACAUGAAAAAGAUGUCGAUGGAGUAACAGAUAGAAACCUGGGGAAGCUGGUUCCGGGAGAUGCUCAUGAAUGUUUUGUUUCACCUGUUGCCAGAGCUGUCAUUGAACUUCUUGAAAAAUUAGGUGUCAACUUAGAUGGAAAGAAGAUCUUGGUCAUAGAGGCCCAUGGAUCUUUGGAAGCUGCCCUACAAUGCCUGUUUCAGAGAAAAGGGUGUCUGACAAUGAGCUGUCAGUGGAAAACGCCUCAGCUUCAAAGCAAACUUCAUGAGGCUGACAUUGUGGUGUUAGGCUCACCUAAACCUGAAGAGAUUCCUGUUACCUGGAUACAACUGGGAGCGGGAACUCGUUAUAUCAAUUGCUCUCAUGACUUCCUGUCAGGACCAUACUUGAGUAGGAAUGUUGGGUGUGGUUCUCCUGGGGUACAGUUUACUGGACUCAUUGAGGAAGGUACGGAAGUGAGUCUUCUUGCUGCAGCUCUGUGGAUUCAGAACAUGGUCAGCAGUGGGAGGAGAUGGUUUCGCGAGCAGCAGCACCGGAGGUGGAGGCUUCACAGCUUAAAACUUCAGCCUCUCUCCCCUGUACCAAGCGAUGAGAUUUCAAGAGGACAGACUCCAAAAGCUGUGGAUGUCCUUGCCAAGGAGAUAGGAUUGCUUGCAGAUGAAACUGAAAUCUAUGGCAAAAGUAAAGCCAAAGUACAUUUGUCCAUGCUAGAAAGGUUAAAGGAUCAAGCAGAUGGAAAAUACGUCUUAGUUGCCGGGAUCAUGCCCACCCCUCUUGGCGAAGGGAAGAGCACAGUGACGAUUGGGCUUGUGCAGGCUUUGACCGCGCACCUGAAUGUCAACUCCUUUGCCUAUCUGAGGCAGCCUUCCCAAGGACCGACUUUCGGAGUGAAAGGGGGAGCUGCAGGCGGCGGAUACGCCCAGGUCAUUCCCAUGGAGGAGUUCAACCUUCACUUGACUGGUGACAUCCACGCCAUCACUGCUGCCAAUAACUUGCUGGCUGCUGCCAUCGACACAAGGAUUCUGCACGAAAACACUCAAACAGACAAGGCUCUGUAUAAUCGGCUGGUUCCUCUAGUGAAUGGUGUCAGAAAAUUUUCAGAAAUUCAACUUGCUCUACUGAAAAAACUGGGAAUAAAUAAGACUGAUCCAAGUACCCUGACAGAAGAGGAAAUGAGUCGGUUUGCCCGUCUCAACAUUGACCCGUCCACCAUCACCUGGCAGAGAGUGGUGGAUACAAAUGACCGAUUUCUACGGAAGAUAAAGAUUGGUCAGGCCAGCACAGAGAAGGGCUAUUCGCGGCAGGUGCAGUUCGAUAUCGCCGUGGCCAGCGAGAUCAUGGCAGUGCUGGCCCUGACCGACAGCCUCACGGACAUGAAGGUGCGGCUGGGAAGGAUGGUGGUGGCCAGUGACAAAAGCAGGCCCGUGACAGCAGAAGAUUUGGGGGUGACAGGUGCUUUGACAGUUUUGAUGAAAGAUGCAAUAAAACCAACUCUCAUGCAGACCCUAGGAGGGACACCUGUUUUCGUGCAUGCUGGCCCCUUCACUAACAUUGCUCAUGGCAACUCUUCAGUGUUGGCUGAUAAAAUUGCCCUGAAACUGGUUGGUGAAGAAGGAUUUGUGGUGACUGAAGCUGGCUUUGGUGCUGAUAUUGGAAUGGAGAAAUUCUUCAAUAUCAAGUGCCGAGCUUCUGGCUUGGUGCCCAACAUGGUUGUGUUGGUGGCAAUGGUGCAAGCUCUGAAGAUGCACGGAGGUGGGCCAAGUGUCACCCCUGGUGUCCCCCUUAAGAAAGAGUAUACAGAGGAGAACAUACAGCUGGUGGCAGAUGGCUGCUGUAAUCUCCAGAAGCAAAUUCAGAUUGCUCAGCUCUUCGGGGUUCCCGUGGUGGUGGCUGUGAAUGUCUUCAAGACUGAAACCUGGGCUGAGAUAGACUUGGUGUGUGAGCUCGCGAAGCGGGCUGGUGCCUUUGAUGCAGUCCCCUGCUAUCACUGGUCGGUUGGUGGCAAGGGCUCGGUGGACUUGGCUCAGGCUGUGAGAGAGGCUGCGAGUCAACAAAGCCACUUCCAAUUCCUGUAUGAUGUUCAGCUUUCAAUUGUGGAAAAGAUAAGAACCAUUGCCCAGACCGUCUAUGGAGCCAAAGAUAUUGAACUCUCUCCUAUGGCGCAAUCCAAAAUAGAUUGUUACACUCAACAGGGCUUUGGAAAUUUGCCCAUCUGCAUGGCAAAGACCCACCUUUCUCUGUCUCACCUACCUGACAAAAAAGGUGUGCCGAAGGAUUUCGUCUUACCUGUCAGUAAUGUCCGGGCCAGCAUCGGCGCUGGGUUCAUUUACCCACUGGUCGGAAUGAUGAGCACGAUGCCAGGACUGCCCACUCGGCCCUGCUUUUAUGAUAUAGAUCUUGAUACAGAAACAGAACAAGUUAAGGCUUGUUCUAAGUGA